Messenger RNA from Mesocricetus auratus (golden hamster), 4728 nucleotides. RefSeq names its product cytochrome P450 2J3. Gene Ontology annotation, cellular component: cytoplasm; intracellular membrane-bounded organelle. The transcript has 9 exons. Bases 1487 to 2995 code for a protein of 502 amino acids. The record is from RefSeq and is a predicted model, not a curated record. Lineage: Eukaryota; Metazoa; Chordata; Mammalia; Rodentia; Cricetidae. Gene Ontology annotation, molecular function: heme binding; oxidoreductase activity, acting on paired donors, with incorporation or reduction of molecular oxygen, reduced flavin or flavoprotein as one donor, and incorporation of one atom of oxygen; iron ion binding. Gene Ontology annotation, biological process: xenobiotic metabolic process.
GGUCAUGAAGACUCUCCCAAAUGACAGAUGUAUCCCCAACUUAGGUAGCUCUACCUCCAAGUAAUUCUGGAAAGCAGCCAUGUGAGUUUGCUCUAUUGAGACUUCUUUGUUUUGAUCUGUACCCCAUUUUUAAUUAAGUUUUGGGGGUUUUUUGACAUCAAGUUACUAGAGUACUUUAUAUAUUUUGGAUAUUAACCCUUUGUCAGAUGUGGAGUUGGUAAAACAACUGUAGGCUGCACUGGAGGUUUCUUAUUUGGUAAAAUUGUAUUGCUUUCCUAACACCCACAUAUACUCAUGGUGUCUCUCUAAAUGUGGAAGUUAAAUGGUAAGAAUCACUUCCUCUGCUUAGCAAGAAAUCAAAAAUCAGGAUAAUAUGUUCAAUUUUAUUAUCAUUUAUCAAUACUAUAUCAUCAGAUACCAGUAGUCAACAUGAGAAGUUGCAGACCUUACUAUUUUAGAGAACAAAUUCUAGUCUUGAUGGAAUUGGGGAAAAAGUAUCAUAAACCCACAAAUAAAUUGGCCAUUAGUGUUCCCAACUUGAAAACAGGUGCCGAAAACCAGAUUUUAACAAUGUGUACAGCUCUAAAAACCUUUCCUCACCAUCCUAACUGCACAGCAAACUUCAUGUGGAGGGAAUUAGUUCAGAAACUUCCCAAUGGUGACUUCUCUCUGUUAUGUCACAGGUGCUGCAGUCUCACAAAUCUGACCACCCCACCCUAACCCUGACACAAUCUCUUUCCUCUGGUGUUGCUUAAAGUGAGACCAGCAUCCUGGUGUGUGGUGCACGCCUUUAAUCCCAGCACUGGAGAGGCAAUGGCAGGUGGACCUCUGUGGGUUUGAGGUCAACUUAGGCAACAUAGUAGUUCCAGGGCAUCUGUAGCUAGUUAGUGAGACCCUGUCUCAAAAUGAUAAAUAAAAAUGCGAGACCUGGCAGCCUUUCUCUUCUCGCAGUUCUCACACAAAGAGCUUAAUUUCCCCUCCCACUUGGUGCCAGUGACCAGAGACACGUAAUGUUUUAGUGACUUUGCCUCCUGGUGAGACCUCCAACCCCCUCAGAACCUUUAAGAAUGGGCUUUGCUCUUCUUAAAACCACAUUGGGGGCGAGUGCUGGGAACACAGUACCCCUGGCACCUAAGGGUGGAGGCAAAGUACCUGCAGGUGAGCAGGUUUUGGGGAAAGCGGCAAACCAGAGAGCACCAGGGCAAAGUUUAGGAGGGAGGAGUUUGGAGAUUGGGUGAAAGUGCAGAGGAGCAGAGGGAUCUGCAGAAGCCUCCAGCAUUAGCCAGUACGGAUGAGCAGGCUAUAGGUUCCCAGGCAGAACAGAGAAAUGGGGCGGGGCCAGUGUGAACAAUGCCGGGCAAUGGUGCUGGUAGGUCCUAGAGGGGCGUGGUCGGCAAGGAACAGGGUGGAACUUAGCAGAGGGGCUGUCUCUAGUGUCAGCACCAGUCAGUGACCCAGAAAACCUGCCCCAGCUCACAUCUUUGUCAUGCUUGUCACGGAAGGCUCCCUGGUGGCUGCCAUCUGGGCAGUCCUCCAUCCCAAGAUCCUGCUGCUGGCUGCUUUCACUUUCUUGUUGCUGACCAACUGCCUAAAACUCAGGCGCCCCAAGAACUGCCCUCCAGGGCCCUGGCGCCUGCCCUUUGUGGGAAACUUGUUCCAGCUGGAUUUAGAGCAGUUGCAUCUGGUGAUUCAGCAGUUUGUGAAGAAGUAUGGAAACCUAAUUAGCCUUGAUUAUGGUAACAUCCCUUCAGUGGUGAUAACUGGACUACCCUUAAUCAAAGAAGCUUUCACUCACAUGGAACAAAACAUUUUGAAACGCCCCAUUACACCAAUCAGAGAACGUGUCUUUGGUAACAAUGGAUUGAUCAUGUCCUAUGGCCAGACAUGGAAGGAGCAAAGAAGGUUCGCACUGAUGACACUCAAGAACUUUGGACUGGGGAGGAAGAGCUUAGAGGAGUGCAUACAGGAAGAGGCCUUCCACCUAACAAAUGCCAUAGGAGAAGAGGAAGGACAGCCUUUUGAUCCACACUUCAAGAUAACCAAUGCAGUUUCCAACAUCAUUUGCUCCAUCACCUUCGGGGAACGUUUUGGAUAUGAAGAUGACCAGUUUCAGGAGCUUCUGAGGUUAUUAGAUGAAGCCACAUGUUUGGAGACAUCAAUGAUGUGUCUGCUUUACAAUGUCUUCCCAUCCAUAUUUAAAUAUCUUCCUGGAUCACAUCAAACAGUUUUCAGGAACUGGGAAAAACUGAAACUGUUUGUUUCCCGGAUGAUGGACAGUCACCGGAAAGAUUGGAAUCCUGUUGAGCCGAGAGACUUCAUUGAUGCUUUCCUUACAGAAAUGACAAAGUACUCAGACAAGGCUGCUACAAGUUUCAAUGAAGAAAACCUCAUCUGCAGCACUCUGGACCUCUUCUUUGCUGGAACAGAGACAACAUCCACAACACUGCGCUGGGCUCUGCUCUACAUGGCCCUCUACCCGGAAGUCCAAGAACAAGUCCACUCUGAGAUUGACAGAGUGAUUGGUCUUGGGAGGCAGCCAAGCACAGCUGACAGAGAGUCCAUGUCCUACACUAAUGCUGUCAUCCAUGAGGUGCAGAGGAUGGGCAACAUCAUCCCCUUGAAUGUUCCCAGGGAAGUAACAACUGAUAGCACACUUGCUGGAUUCCACCUGCCUAAGGGAACCAUGGUCCUGACCAAUUUGACUGCUCUGCACAGGGACCCCAAAGAGUGGGCCACCCCAGAAACCUUCAAUCCAGAGCACUUUUUGGAGAAUGGACAGUUUAAGAAGAGAGAUUCUUUUCUGCCAUUCUCAAUAGGAAAGAGAGCUUGCCUGGGAGAACAAUUGGCCAGGUCUGAGCUGUUCAUCUUCUUCACUGCUCUUCUGCAAAGAUUUACGUUCAAACCCCCAGUUAAUGAAAAGCUGAGCCUGAAGUUCAGAAUGGGCCUCACCCUUAACCCAGUCAGUCACCACAUCUGUGCUGUCCCCAGACUGUGAUGCUGGAGAAGGAAAGAGAAAAGGAAGGACAUGCACUACAAAUCCACUGAUGCCUACACAUACAGGUGGAGGGGGACAACAACAAAACCAUUAUUUUACAAGGUAUGGAAUAUGAGAUCAGAACAGAAAAUAAUCACAGCACAUUAAAUAUAAUAAGUAUAUAAAUGUUGGAGCCUCAGCCUGCCUCCAGAAAGCAGUGGGAUCCAGGACCAAGUAUUAUGUAACUGGAAUGAACCACAACCUUUGGGAAGACAUUCACUGUGACUUCUAAUGGAAAUUUCUACCCAUAAAACAUGUCUCCUGUUUUCUAAGUUCACUGGAUAUACUAUAAACAAUAAGUCUCUUUCCCAUUCAACAAUUAUACAAACAUUUUGCGAAAGGAAGAUGUAACCAUCAUUUCUCCCUUAUGUUUGGACACUGUAGUACUGCUAUUCUCUUAGGUUUGGUCCCUAACACACAAAGUCAUCUUAAGAAGUGAAUCUUCUCACCAUCAUCUUCCUACAAAGUGAAGUAGCCCAACCAUGUUGUAGUGAACAUUUAAAAUAAGGCAAGGCCUUGAAGGUCUUAGAAUAAAAGGUAAUGGGUCUGGUGGAUAUGGAUGGGUUGCUUGUACAAGGAAGAGGUCUAGGAUACCACAGGCUUGAGGCAAAGCUGGCCUGGUAACUCUGGAACAAAGAAGGCUUCCUGAGAGGAGAAGCUGGGUAGGUGGGCCAAGGUGAUGCAGAGGUCUUCCACUGGUAGUCUACCUUAGUCCCAUUGAGUUCAUUCAUGGCAUUCUCAAAGAAUCUCACACCUUUGUCACACAAUCAAAAACAGUGCAGUAUCUUUUGGAAAUAGCACUAUGGCCACUACCCCCAGACCUUCACAGAUUUCUUCCAACAUGCAGCUUUAAUUCUCUAUGUGCCCCUUAAUAUUGGGUUUCUAGAGAUGCUACAAAGCUCAUGGAAAUCGCUCGCCUGGUAAAAGGAUCCAUGCUCCUACUCUAUACCUUUCCUACUCUACACUUGAAUGGGGAAAUGAAAAGUUCCCUCCUGACAUUUAAAGUAGUUGCCAGAGGCAUAAUCCAUAAAGGAGCCAGGGCCCUCCCAGCUUCAUCUUGUCAUUAGAAACUGGCUGACCUUCCUGAUACAUGAGUGUCAAUAUGCACUCCACAGGGUUUUGUGGAUAGUAGGUCCUGCAGAGAUAGACUAAGGUUAACCACACAAAACAUAGGAUGGUCCACCAAGGUUACAGAUCAUUAGUCUUUGUCACUAUUGAGGGAUGUUAAGAAACAUGGAGGAAUUCAGUUCUCCAUCAAUAAGAAGAAUUAGUUCAAAAGGCUUCUCCUUUGCAUUGUUCACAAGGGGAGGAUGGAUGAAGGAAAAUCUUCAGAGGACACUAUAGAGUAGAAGACAAUGCAUAAUUGAACCUGUGCUCCAAGCCAGGCCUGACCUCCCUACCUAAAUAGCCAAAAAAAAAGAGCUAAAUUAAAUGUAGGAAACAUAGAAAGGAUAUUUACUGAAUUUGACCAUAUUGAGAAGAGAAACAAAGAGUUCCAGAAGCACCCCCCCUGAUCCCCACCUGAGUGAGAUUAAAGUCUAAAUAGAGAGGCAAGGAAGUGCAAAUAUAAGCAGCUCCAAUCAAGGUAUGGUCACACCCACUAUCUUCAUUUUUGCCAAGUCUAUUAUAGAAGGAGCUAUGGAAAAUGUUCCAAUAUGUUCCUUUAGUCGUACAGACAGGAAACAAGACACCCC